AUGCCAGCCCCCGGGAUGGGCGCCCCAGCAGGGUGCCGGGCGCUGGCGUGGGCCCUCGCGGCCCUGCUCUUGGUGCAGAAGGCAGAGACCCAGGGCAACACGGAGCUGAGCUGGGCGAGCGCAGAGGCUGCCGCGGACGGUCAGAGGGAGGCUGUUGUCCCAGCCUGGCUGAGUUCCCGGAGUGACCUGGUUUUCUCUGCAGCCCAGCACAUGAUCUUCAUCCCACCCAUCACUGUCUUCCCCACCAUGAGCCCCGCGAACCCGGUGCACAACGGGCGGGUGUGUAGCACCUGGGGCGACUUCCACUACAAGACCUUCGACGGCGACAUUUUCCGCUUCCCCGGCCUCUGCAACUACGUCUUCUCCGCGCACUGUGGCGCCGCCUACGAGGACUUCAACAUCCAGCUCCGCCGCAGCCUGGCCGGCUCCAGGCCCACUAUCACCCACGUCGUCCUCAAGACCCAGGGGCUGGUGGUGGAGAUCUCCAAUGGCUCUGUUCUCAUCAACGGGCAGCGGGAGGACCUGCCCUACAGCCGUGCCGGACUUGUGGUGGAGCAGACCAGUAUCUACGUCAAAGUCAACGUCCGGCUGGCGCUGACCUUCAUGUGGAACGGGGAGGAUAGCGCCCUGCUGGAGCUGGACCCCAAGUAUGCCAACCAGACGUGCGGCCUGUGUGGGGACUUCAACGGGCUGCCUGCCAUCAAUGAGUUCUACGCCCACAACGCCAGGCUGACUCCUGUACAGUUUGGGAACCUGCAGAAGCUGGACGGGCCCACGGAGCAGUGCCAGGACCCCCUGCCCUCCCCGGCUGACAACUGCACCGACGAGGAGGGUAUCUGCCGCCGCACCCUGCUGGGCCCGGCCUUCGCCCAGUGCAAUGGGCUGGUGGACACCGAUGUGUACGUGGCCGCCUGCACCCAGGACCUGUGCCGCUGCCCCACUUGCCCAUGUGCCACCUUUGCCGAGUACUCCCGCCAGUGUGCCCAUGCGGGGGGCCAGCCACAAAACUGGAGGGGCCCUGACUUUUGCCCCCAGAUGUGCCCCCUCAGCCUGCAGCACCAGGAGUGCGGCUCACCGUGUGCCGACACCUGCUCCAACCCCGAGCACUCGCAGCUCUGCGAGGACCACUGCGUGGACGGCUGCUUCUGCCCCCCAGGCACAGUGCUGGACGACGUCACCCACACGGGCUGCCUGCCCCUGGAGCGCUGCUCCUGUACCCACGGCGGCCGUAUCUAUGCCCCAGGGGCCUCCUUCACCACCAGCUGCAGCUCCUGCACCUGCUCCAGGGGGCUGUGGCAGUGCCAGGACGUCCCGUGCCCGGGCACCUGCUCCGUCCAGGGCGGCUCCCACGUCUCCACCUACGACGAGAAACUCUACGAUGUGCACGGAGACUGCAGCUACAUCCUGUCCAAGAAAUGUGCAGACAGUAGCUUCACCGUGCUGGCUGAGCUGCGGAAAUGCGGCCUGACGGACAACGAGAACUGCCUCAAGACGGUGACACUCAGGAUGACCGGCAGUGGGGACACAGCCAUCCAGAUCCAGGCCAACGGCGGGGUGUUCAUGAACUCCAUCUACACACAGCUGCCCGUGUCAGCAGCCAACAUCACCAUCUUCAGGCCCUCGUCCUUCUUCAUCCUGGUCCAGACGGGCCUUGGGCUACAGCUGCAGGUGCAGCUGGUGCCUCUCAUGCAGGUGUACCUCAGGCUGGACCCCUCCUACCGAGGCCAGAUGUGUGGCCUGUGCGGGAACUUCAACCAGAACCAGGCUGACGACUUCCGGAUCCUCGGUGGCGUGGUGGAGGGCACAGCCGCCCCCUUCGCCAACACCUGGAAGACCCAGGCCGCCUGCCCCAACGUCAAGAACAGCUUCGAGGACCCCUGCUCCCUCAGCGUGGAGAACGAGAACUACGCCCAGCACUGGUGCUCGCUGCUGACCCACCCUGCCGGCGCCUUCUCGCCCUGCCACACCAUUGUCAACCCUGCACCCUUCCACUCGAACUGCAUGUUCGACACGUGCAACUGCGAGAAGAGCGAGGCCUGCAUGUGCGCGGCUCUGUCCUCCUACGUGCGGGCCUGUGCCGCCAAGGGCGUGCUGCUCCGCGGCUGGAGGGACAGUGUCUGCACCAAGUACAUGAGCAGCUGCCCCAAGUCCCAGACCUAUGCCUACGUGGUGGACGGCUGCCAGCCCACCUGCCGCAGCCUGAGCCAGGCCGACGUCACCUGCGGCAUCGCCUUCGUGCCAGUGGACGGCUGCACCUGUCCCUCGGGCACCUUCCUGGACGACGCCGGUGCCUGUGUGCCCGCCGAGGCCUGUCCCUGCUACUUCCGCGGCUCCGUGGUGGCUCCGGGAGAGGUCGUGCACGACGAUGGCGUGGUGUGCUCCUGUGUGAGUGGGAAACUGAGCUGCCUGGGAGCCGAGGAGGAGACGAGCACAGGGUGUGUGGCUCCCAUGGUGUACCUGGACUGCAGAAACGCCUCAGCGGGCACACCCGGGGCCGAGUGCCUCAGGAGCUGCCACAUGCUCGACGUGGACUGUUUCAGCACCCACUGUGUGUCUGGCUGCGUCUGCCCCCCGGGGCUGGUGUCGGACGGGAGUGGGGGCUGCGUGGCUGAGGAGGACUGCCCCUGUCUGCACAACGAGGCCACAUACAAGCCCGGGGAGACCAUCAGGGUGGACUGUAAUACCUGCACCUGCAGGAGCCGCAGGUGGGAGUGCAGCCAUCGGCCCUGCCUGGGCACCUGCGUGGCCUACGGGGACGGCCAUUUCAUCACCUUCGACGGCGAGCGCUACAGCUUCGAAGGGAGCUGCGAGUACACACUGGCCCAGGACCACUGCGGGGGCAACGGCACCACCAACGGGACCUUCCACAUCAUCAGCGAGAACGUCCCCUGCGGGACCACGGGCGUCACCUGCUCCAAGGCCAUCAAGCUCUUCCUGGAGAACUAUGAGCUGAUCCUCCAUGAGGGCACCUACAAGGUGGUGCAAAGGGGGUCGGGCGGAGACCUGCCCUACAAGAUCCGGUACAUGGGCAUCUACCUGACCGUCGAGACCCGCAGUGGCAUGGUCGUGUCCUGGGACCGGAAGACCAGUGUGUUCAUCCGGCUGCGCCAGGAUUACAAGGGGAGGGUCUGCGGGCUGUGCGGGAACUUCGACGACAACGCCGUCAACGACUUCACCACACGGAGCCAGUCCGUGGUGGGCAACGCACUGGAGUUCGGCAACAGCUGGAAGUUCUCCCCGUCCUGCCCGGAUGCCUCGGCCCCCAAGGACCCCUGCACUGCCAACCCAUACCGCAAGUCCUGGGCCCAGAAGCAGUGCAGCAUCAUCAACAGCGCCACCUUCGCCGCCUGCCGUUCUCAGGUCGACUCCACCAAGUACUAUGACGCCUGUGUGAGCGACGCGUGCGCCUGCAACUCGGGAGGCGACUGCGAGUGCUUCUGCACCGCGGUGGCCGCCUACGCCCAGGCCUGUCGCGACGUGGGCGUGUGCGUGACCUGGCGGACUCCCGACAUCUGCCCCCUGUUCUGCGACUACUACAACCCACGCGGGGAGUGCGAGUGGCACUACGAGCCGUGCGGGGCCCCCUGCCUGAGGACCUGCCGGAACCCGAGUGGGCAUUGCCUGCUGGACCUGCCUGGCCUGGAAGGCUGCUACCCGAGGUGCCCACCCAGCAAGCCCUUCUUCAGCGAGGACCAGAUGGAGUGCGUGGCCCAGUGCGGCUGCUACGAUGAGGAUGGCAACUACCACGAGGUCGGCUCCAGGGUCCCCACGGCAGAGAAUUGCCAGAGCUGUGACUGCACCCCUGGCGGCCUCCAGUGCACGUACAACCUCACGGCCUGCACCUGCACCUAUGAGGGCAAGACCUACGGCUACGGGGACGUCAUCUACAACACAACCGAUGGACUGGGCGCCUGCCUGACUGCCAUCUGCGGAAACAAUGGAACCAUCAUCCGGAGAGUCGUGGAAUGUCCUGGAACCGUGUCCACGACACCCUUCACCUUCACUACCACUGCGGCCCCGCUGUCCACGACAGGCCCAGCCCCCACCAUCUCCACUGUGUGUGUGCACAAGCAAUGCCGCUGGUCUGACUGGUACGACAGCGGCCGUCCAGAGCCCGGCAUGGGAGGGGGAGACAUCGAGACGUUUGUGAACCUGAGGCAGAGGGGCCACCAGGUCUGCCCAGCCCCCGAGGGUGUCGAGUGCCGGGCGCAGCAGCUCCCCGACAAACCCCUGCAGGAGCUGGGCCAGAAGGUGGAGUGCGACAUGGCUCGGGGGCUCACGUGCCUCAAUAGCGAGCAGAGUCCCCCGCUCUGCCACAACUAUGAGUUGCGGGUCCUCUGCUGUGACUACGUGCCCUGUGGCACCUCCUCGGCCCUGGGCACCAGCCCCAGUCCCUCCCCCGGCAUCACCACCUGGGUGUCAACCCUCAAGUCCCUGCCCACCCCCACCCAGACCACGUCAACGAGAGAAAGCCCCCUCGGGUCGACGGCAGCCUCCACCUCGCAGACCCCACCUGCCAUGCCUGCCACAACUGAGACCCAGGAGGUCGGCAGCUCCUCAACCCCAGCUGCCACCACCUGUCAGCCCAAAUGUCAGUGGACAGGGUGGUUCGAUGAGGAUUACCCCAAGUCUGAGAAGGCCGGGGGGGACAUCGAGUCCUACGACAGGAUCAGGAGUGCGGGAGGGGCCGUGUGUGAGCGGCCUCAGGAGAUAGAGUGCAGGGCCGUGCUCUUUCCCAGCAUGCGCCUGGAGGACCUGGGCCAGCGAGUGCACUGCGACCCUAGGUUCGGCCUGGUCUGCAGGAACGAAGAGCAGGAGGGCAUGUUCAAGAUGUGCUUCAACUACAAGAUCCGCAUGCUGUGCUGCAGCUACAGCCACUGUGGGGCCACUGCCUCUACUGCCACCGCCACUGCCUCCACUGCCACCGCCACCACCACCACCACCACCGCUGCCACCUCCACUGCCACUGCCACCUCCACCACCACUGCCUCCACUGCCACCGCCACCACCACCAUGCCACCAGCCACAGAAACAGGCACAUGGCUGGGCAGCAGCCCAGGGGUGACCACUGUGGUGCCUUUCCUCUCGACGAGAUCAACAUCCCAAGCCACAUCCCUAAACCCCAGCCACACGGCCACACACAGGACGUCUGCCACCAGGAGCCUCACGGCUCCUCCAGGUUCCACAAAGCCCACCACCCCGGAGAGAGCCACGUCAGUCCUUCCAACUCGCACAACACUGCAGGGGACCACAGGGGGCACCUCACAGGGACCCACCUCCAGGGCUCACGCGACUACAGGAGCACCAGCCAGCACAGCCGGCACCAUCUCAACCAGCCCGCCACCCACCUCACGCACCAAGACGAGCACAUCAGGAGCAGAGACGCCAACAGGAACUCUGGUACCAACGGCCACGACCGAGGCCAACACCAACCAGGGCACAACCAGCUGUCAGCCCAAGUGCGAGUGGACGGAGUGGUUUGAUGUGGAUUUCCCAACCUCGGGGGUCACAGGAGGCGACAUGGAGACCUACGACAACAUCAGGGCUGCAGGGGGCAGGAUGUGUGCGGAGCCAAAGAGUAUAGAGUGCCGGGCGGAGAAUUACCCCGAGGUGAGCAUUGACCGGAUCGGGCAGGUGGUCAGCUGCAGCCUGCAGACCGGGCUGGUAUGCAGGAAUGAAGACCAGCAGGGCAACUUCAACAUGUGCUUCAACUACAACAUCCGCGUGCUCUGCUGCGACUACGGCCACUGUCCCAGCACCCCGGCCACCAUCACAGUCACUCCCCCGGGGACCAGCCUGGGAUUGACCUCCCCAACGCCCAGUGGCACCAAUGCCCAGUCCAUGACCACCCCGGGCCUCAGCACAGGCCCCAGCACAGCGACCUCCGGGUGCCAGCUCUCCUGCCACUGGACCAACUGGCUGGAUAGUGACCAGCCCUUUCCUGGCUACAAUGGGGGUGACAUCGAGACCUACUAUCACAUCGUGGGUGCAGGAGGCCAGCUCUGCUUGGAGCCAGUGGCCAUCGAAUGCGAGGCCGUCCUCUAUCCGGAAAUACCCCUCGGGCAGCUGGGCCAGGUGGUGCAGUGCAACGUGGAUUAUGGGCUCAUCUGCAGAAACAGCUGGCAGAGGGGAGGCCAGACCUGCCUCAACUACCACAUCCGCGUGCGCUGCUGUGAUGACUACAGCCACUGCCCCAGUUCGGCUGCCUCCGAGACCACCACACCAUCCCCCAGAUCCUCCACCACCAGCACGGGCAGGUGGUCAUCGGGAGUGACAGGAGUCAGGUCCACAGCCACCACCCAGAUACACCUCUCCUCCACAAGGACUAGGGAGACAGGACCCUCCUCCCCCAGGACCACCCAGAGCGUCUCCAUCCCCACCGCUGAGACAGGUCCCUCAUCUUCCGGGACUACUCAGACUGUCUCCACCACUCAGACACCUCUCACCUCCCUCAGGACCACUGAGGUCACGACCACGCUGCCCUCUAGCUCCCCACUGCCCAGCUCCUUCACAUCCACACCAGCCACCUCACCCUCCGAGGGAUGCAGGCCACAGUGCGCGUGGACAGACUGGCUGGACCAGAGCUACCCGGUGCCGGGGGCAUCUGGGGGGGACUUUGAGACCUAUGCCAACCUUCGGGCGACCGGCGAGGCCAUCUGCCAGCAGCCUCUGGACCUGGAGUGUCGGGCUGAGACGCAGCCCAACGUCCCCGUGCAGGAUCUGGGCCAGGUGGUCCAGUGCAACCUGAGCUUCGGACUGGUGUGCCACAACCGUGACCAGAGCGGCCCAUUCAAGCUGUGCCUCAACUACCACAUCCGCGUGUUCUGCUGCAACUAUAGCCACUGUCUCAGCACCCCGGCCACCACCACACUGAGCCCCCAGGGGACCAGCCUGGGACUGAUCUCCCCAGCGGCCACUAGCACCACUGCCCAGCCCCCGACCAGCCCCAGCACUGCAGGCCCCAGCACAAGCCCCAGCACAGCGACCUCCGGGUGCCAGCCCGCCUGCCACUGGACUGACUGGCUGGACAGCGACCGGCCUCUGCCCGGCCGCUACAGGGGCGACAUCGAGACCUACUACCACAUCGUGGGCAGGGGAGGCCAGCUCUGCUUGCGGCCGGUAGCCAUCGAAUGCGAGGCCGUCCUCUAUCCGGAAAUACCCCUCGGGCAGCUGGGCCAGGUGGUGCAGUGCAACGUGGAUUACGGGCUCAUCUGCAGAAACAGCUGGCAGAGCGGAGGCCAGACCUGCCUCAACUACCACAUCCGCGUGCGCUGCUGUGAUGACUACAGCCACUGCCCCAGCUCGGCUGCCUCCGAGACCACCACACCAUCCCCCAGACUCUUCACCACCAGCACCAGCACGGGCAGGUGGUCAUCGGGAGUGACAGGAACCACGCUGCCCUCUAGCUCCCCACCGCCCAGCUCCUUCACAUCCACACCAGCCACCUCACCCUCCGAGGGAUGCAGGCCACAGUGCGCGUGGACAGACUGGCUGGACCAGAGCUACCCGGUGCCGGGGGCCUCUGGGGGGGACUUUGAGACCUAUGCCAACCUUCGGGCGACCGGCGAGGCCAUCUGCCAGCAGCCUCUGGACCUGGAGUGUCGGGCUGAGACGCAGCCCAACGUCCCCGUGCAGGAUCUGGGCCAGGUGGUCCAGUGCAACCUGAGCUUCGGGCUGGUGUGCCACAACCGUGACCAGAGCGGCCCAUUCAAGCUGUGCCUCAACUACCACAUCCGCGUGUUCUGCUGCAACUAUAGCCACUGUCUCAGCACCCCGGCCACCACCACACUGAGCCCCCAGGGGACCAGCCUGGGACUGAUCUCCCCAGCGGCCACUAGCACCACUGCCCAGCCCCCGACCAGCCCCAGCACUGCAGGCCCCAGCACAAGCCCCAGCACAGCGACCUCCGGGUGCCAGCCCGCCUGCCACUGGACUGACUGGCUGGACAGUGACCGGCCUCUGCCCGGCCGCUACAGGGGCGACAUCGAGACCUACUACCACAUCGUGGGCAGGGGAGGCCAGCUCUGCUUGCGGCCGGUGGCCAUCGAAUGCGAGGCCGUCCUCUAUCCGGAAAUACCCCUCGGGCAGCUGGGCCAGGUGGUGCAGUGCAACGUGGAUUACGGGCUCAUCUGCAGAAACAGCUGGCAGAGCGGAGGCCAGACCUGCCUCAACUACCACAUCCGCGUGCGCUGCUGUGAUGACUACAGCCACUGCCCCAGCUCGGCUGCCUCCGAGACCACCACACCAUCCCCCAGAUCCUCCACCACCAGCACCAGCACGGGCAGGUGGUCAUCGGGAGUGACAGGAACCACGCUGCCCUCUAGCUCCCCACCGCCCAGCUCCCUCACAUCCACACCAGCCACCUCACCCUCCGAGGGAUGCAGGCCACAGUGCGCGUGGACAGACUGGCUGGACCAGAGCUACCCGGUGCCGGGGGCCUCUGGGGGGGACUUUGAGACCUAUGCCAACCUUCGGGCGACCGGCGAGGCCAUCUGCCAGCAGCCCCUCGACCUGGAGUGUCGGGCUGAGACGCAGCCCAACGUCCCCGUGCAGGAUCUGGGCCAGGUGGUCCAGUGCAACCUGAGCUUCGGGCUGGUGUGCCACAACCGUGACCAGAGCGGCCCAUUCAAGCUGUGCCUCAACUACCACAUCCGCGUGCUCUGCUGCAACUACAGCCACUGUCUCAGCACCCCGGCCACCACCACACUGAGCCCCCAGGGGACCAGCCUGGGACUGACCUCCCCAGCGGCCACUAGCACCACUGCCCAGCCCCCGACCAGCCCCAGCACUGCAGGCCCCAGCACAAGCCCCAGCACAGCGACCUCCGGGUGCCAGCCCGCCUGCCACUGGACUGACUGGCUGGACAGUGACCGGCCUCUGCCCGGCCGCUACAGGGGCGACAUCGAGACCUACUACCACAUCGUGGGCAGGGGAGGCCAGCUCUGCUUGCGGCCGGUGGCCAUCGAAUGCGAGGCCGUCCUCUAUCCGGAAAUACCCCUCGGGCAGCUGGGCCAGGUGGUGCAGUGCAAUGUGGAUUACGGGCUCAUCUGCAGAAACAGCUGGCAGAGCGGAGGCCAGACCUGCCUCAACUACCACAUCCGCGUGCGCUGCUGUGAUGACUACAGCCACUGCCCCAGCUCGGCUGCCUCCGAGACCACCACACCAUCCCCCAGACCCUCCACCACCAGCACGGGCAGGUGGUCAUCGGGAGUGACAGCAGUCUGGACCACAGCCACCACCCAGAUACACCUCUCCUCCACUGGGACCAGGGAGACAGGACCCUCCCCUCCCAGGACCACCCAGAGCGUCUCCAUCCCCACCGCUGAGACAGGUCCCUCAUCUUCCGGGACUACUCACACUGUCUCCACCACUCAGACACCUCUCACCUCCCUCAGGACCACUGAUUUCACUGUACUCAGAACUGAGACAGGACCCUCCUCCCAUGGGGCCACCCAGAGGGUCUCUAGCGCCACCACUGUGACAGUUCCUUCCUCUCCUGGGACCACCCAGAGGACCCCCCUCCCCAUCCCUGUGACAGGUCCCUCCUCCCCCUGGACUACUCCUAGGGUCUUCACCACUCUGACAUCUCGUGCCUCCCUCAGCACCACGGAGAAGGUCACUGUCCCCACUCCUGCGACUGGUACCUUUUCUCCCAAGACCAACAAGGUGACAGUCCCUAGCACCGAGACAGGACCCUCCUCUCCCGGGAUCACCCAGAGCCUCCCCGUCACCACCACUAUGACAGGACCUUCCACUGCCAGGACCCCCCAGAAAGUCAUCAUGCCCACCACUGCAACAGGUCCCUCUUCUCCCGGCACCAAGCAGAGGCUCUCUAUCCCCACCUCUGUGACAGGUCCUUCCUCUCCCAGGACUACUCAUAGGGUCCCCACCACUCAGACACCUCUCACCUUCCUCAGCACCACGGAGAAGGUCACUGUUCCCAGCCCUGUGACAGGUCCCUUCUCUCCCGGGACCACCCAGAGGGUCUCCAUCUCCACCACUGAGACAAGAUCCUCCUCUCCUGGGACCACACAGAGGGUCUCCAUCCCCAUCCCUGUGACAGGUCCCUCUUCUCCUGGGACCACCCAGAGGGUCUCCAUCGCCACCACUGGGACAGGUCCCUCCACCCCCGGGACCACCCAGAGGGUCUCCAUCCCCACCACUGUGACAGGUCCCUCCACUCCGGAGACUACUCAUUGGGUCCCCACCACUCAGACACCUCUCACCUCCCUCAGCACCACAGAAAAGGUCACUGUCCCCAUCAGCCAGACACGUCCCUUUUCUCCCAAGACCACCGAGGUGACGGUCCCCACCCCUGUGACAGGACUCUCCUCUCCCGGGACCACCCAGGGGUUCUCCAUCUCCAACACUGAGACAGGUCCCCCUUCUCCCGGGACCACCCAGAGGGUCUCCAUCCCCACCACUGCAACAGGUCCUUCCACCUCCGGGACCACCCAGAGGGUCUCCAUCCCCACCACUGCGACAGGUCCCUCAACCCCCGGGACCACCCAGAGGGUCACCAUCGCCACCACUGCAACAGGUCCCUCCACCCCCGGGACCACCCAGAGGGUCUCCAUCCCCACCACCGUGCCAGUUCCCUCCUCUCCGGGGACUACUCAUAGGGUUCCCACCACUCAGACACCUCUCACCUCCCUCAGCACCAUGGAGAAGGUCACUGUCCCCACCAGCCAGACAGGUCCCUUUUCUCCCAAGACCACCAAGGUGACGGUCCUCACCACUGAGACAGGACCCUCCUCUCCCAGGAUCUCUCAGAGCUUCUCCAUCAGCACCACAGUGACAGGUCCCUCCACUCCUGGGACCACUCAGAGGGUCUCCAUGUCCACCCCGGUGACAGGUCCCUCGUCCCCGGAGACCACCCAGAAGUACUCCAUCUCCACCACUGAGACAGGUCCCUCCUCUCCCGGGACCACCCAGCGGGUCUCGAUACCCACCCCUGUGACAGGUCCUUCCUCUCCUGGGAGCAACCAGAGGGUCUCCAUCUCCACCACUGGGACACGUCCCUCCUCUCCCAGGACCACCGAGGAGACGAUCCCCACCCCUGUGACAGGACCCUCCACUCCCAGGACCACCCAGCAGGUCUCCAUUCCCACCUCUGUGACAGGUCUCUCCUCUCCUGGGAGCACCCAGAGGGUCUCCAUUGCCACCAAUGUGACAGGUCCCUCUUCUCCCAGGACCACCCAGAGGCUCUCUAUGACCACCUCUGUGACAGGUCCCUCCUCUCCCGGGAUUACUCAUAGAGUCGACACCACUCAGACACCUCUCGCCUCCCACAGCACCACAGAAAAAGUCACUCUCAACAACACUGAGACAGGUCCCUCUUCUCCCGGGACCACCCAGAGGCUCUCUAUCACCACCUCUGUGACAGGUCACUCCUCUCCCGGGACUACUCAUAGGGUCGCCACCACUCAGACACCUCUCGCCUCCCUCAGCACCACGGAGAAGGUCACUGUCCCCACCUCUGUGACAGGUCCUUCUUCCCCCGAGACCACCCAGAGGUACUCCAUCUCCACCACUGGGACUGGUCUCUCCUCACCCAGGACCACCCAGAGGGUCUCGAUCUCCACCACUGAGACAGGACCCUCCUCCCCCGGGACCAGCCAGAGGGUCUCCACACCCACCAGUGACACAGGUCCCUCCACUACUGGGACAACCCAGACGGUCUCCAUCCCCACCCCUUUGACAGGUCGCUCCUCUCCCGGGACUGCUUAUAGGGUCCCCACCACGCAGAAACUUCUCACCUCCCUCAGCACCACAGAAAAAGUCACUCUCCACAUCACUGAGACAGGUCCAUCUUCUCCCGGGACCACCGAGAGGCUCUCUAUCCCCACCUCUGCGACAGGUCCUUCCUCUCCCGGGACUACUCAUAGGGUCCCCACCACUCAGACACCUCUUGCCUCCCACAGCACCACGGAGAAGGGCACUGUCCCCACUCCUGUGAGAGGUCCGUCUUCCCCCGGGACCACCCAGAGGUACUCCAUCUCCACCACUGGGACCGGUGCCUCAUCUCCGAGGACUACUCAUAGCGUACCCACCAUUCAGACACCUCUCACCUCCUUCAGCACCACAGAGAAGGUCACUCUCCCCACUAGCCAGACAGGUUCCUUUUCUCCCAAGACCACCGAGGUGACGGUCCCCACCACUGAGACAGGAUCCACCUCCCCCGGGAUCACCCAGAGCUUAUCCAUCACCACCACUGUGACAGGUUCCUCCACUCACAGGACCACCCAGAGGGUCUCCAUCCCCACAGCCGUGACAGGUCCCACCUCUCCUGGGAUUACUCAUAGGACCCCCACCACUCAGACACCUCUCACCUACCUCAGCACCACUGAAAAAGUUACUCUCCACAUCACUGAGACAGGUCCAUCUUCUCCCGGGACCACCCAGAGGCUCUCUAUCACCACCUCUGUGACAGGUCCCUUCUCUCCUGGGACUACUCAUAGGGUCCCCACCACUCAGACACCUCUCACCUCCCUCAGCACCACAGAGAAGUUCACUGUCCCCACUCCUGUGACAGGUCCUUCUUCCCCCGUGACCACCCAGAGGUAUUCCAUCUCCACCACUGGGACAGGUCCCUCCUCUCCGGGGACUACUCACACCAUCUCCACCAUUCAGACACCUCUCAACUCCCUCAGCACCACAGAGAAGGUCACUGUCCCCACUAGCCAGACAGGUCCCUUUUCUCCCAAGACAACCGAGGUGACGGUCCCCACCACUGAGACAGGACCCUCCUCCCCCGGGACCACCCAGGGCUCCUCCAUCACAACCACUGUGACAGGUCCCUCCACUCCCAGGACCACCCAGAAGUACUCCAUCUACACCCCUGAGACAGGACCCUCUUUCCCCGGGACCACCCAGAGGGUCUCCAUCCCCACCACCGUGACAGGUUCCUCCUCUCCUGGGACUACUUAUAUGCUCCCCUCCACUCAGAAACCUCUCACCUCCCUCCGUACCACAGAAAAAGUCACUCUCUCCAUCACUGAGACAGGUCCCUCUUCUCCCGGGACCACCCAGAGGCUCUCUAUCACCACCUCUGUGAUAGGUCCCUCCUCUCCUUGGACUACUCAUAGGGUCCCCAUCACUCAGACACCUCUCGCCUCCCACAGCACCAUGGAGAAGGUCACUGUCCCCACCCCUUUGACAGGUCCCUCUUCCCCCGGGACCACCCAGAGGUUCUCCAUCCCCACCAGGGUGACAGGUCCCUAUUCUACCAGGACCACCCAAAGCUUCUCCAUCCGCACCACUGAGACAGGUCCCUUCUCUUCCAGGACUACUCAUAGGAUCCCCACCACUCAGACACCUCUCACCUCCCACAGCACCACAGAGAAGGUCACUGUUCCCACUCCUGUGACAGGUCCUUCUUCCCCCGCGACCACUCAGCUCUCCUCCAUCUCCACCACUGGGACCGCUCUCCAGUCCCCUGGGACCACCAAGCUCUACUCCAUCGCCACCACUGAGACAGGUCCCUCCUCUCCCAAGACCACUCAGAGGCUCUCUAUCCCCACCACUAUGACAGGUCCCUCCUCUCCUGGGACUACUUAUCGGGUCACCACCUCUCAGACACCUCUCACCUCCCUCAGCACCACGGAGGUCACUGUCCCCACUCCUGUGAGAGGACCUUCUUCCCCCGGGACCACCCAGAGGUACUCCAUCUCCACCACUGAGACAGGUCCCUCCUCUCCGGGGACUACUCAUAGCGUCUCCACCAUUCAGACACCUCUGAACUCCCUUAGCACCACUGAGAAGGUCACUCUCCCCACUAGCCAGACUGGUCCCUUUUCUCCCAAGACCACCGAGGUGACGGUCCCUACCACUGAGACAGGACCCUCCUCCCCCGGGACCACCCAGAGCGCCUCCAUCACCACCCCUGUGACAGGUCCCUCCACUCCCAGGAUCACCCAGAGGUACUCCAUCUCCACCUCUGAGACAGGAUCCUCCUCCCCCGGGACCACCCAGAGGGUCUCCAUCCCCACCACCGUGACAGCUCCCUCCUCUUCUGGGACAACCUAUAGGGUCGCCCCCACUCAGAAACCUCUCACCUCCCUCAGCACCACAGAAAAAGUCACUCUCCCCAUCACUGAGACAGGUCCCUCUUCUCCCAGUACCACCCAAAGGCUCUCUAUCACCACCUCUGUGACAGGGCCCUCCUCCCCCGGGAUCACUCAGAGCUUCUCCAUCCCCACCACUGUGACAGGUCCCUCUACUCCCAGGACUACUCAGCGGGUCUCCAUCCCCACCACUGAGACAGGUCCCUCCUCUCCCAGGACUACUCAUAGCGUACCCACCAUUCAGACACCUCUCACCUCCCUCGGCACCACGGAGAAGGUCACUCUCCCCACUAGCCAGACAGGUCCCUUUUCUCCCAAGACCACCGAGGUGACGGUCCCCACCACUGAGACAAGACCCUCCUCCACCGGGAUCACCCAGAGCUUCUCCACCACCACCACUGUGACAGGUCCCUCCACUCCCAGGACCACCCAGAGGGUCUCCAUCCCCACCCCUGAGACAGGAUCCUCCUCCUCAGGGACCACCCAGAGGAUCUCCAUCCCCACCACUGUGACAGGUCCCACCUCUCCGGGGAUUACUCAUAGGAUCCCCACCACUCAGACAACUCUCACCUCCCUCAGGACCACAGAGAAGGUCACUGUCCCCACACCUGUGACAGGUCCUUCUUCCCCCGUGACCACCCAGAGGUAUUCCAGCUCCACCACUGGGACAGGUCCCUCCUCUCCGGGGACUACUCACACCGUUUCCACCAUUCAGACACCUCUCAACUCCCUCAGCACCACAGAGAAGGUCACUGUCCCCACUAGCCAGACAGGUCUCUUUUCUCCCAAGACCACCGAGGUGACAGUCCCCACCACUGAGACAGGACUCUCCUCCCCUGGGACCACCCAGAGCUCCUCCAUCACCACCGCUGUGACAGGUCCCUCCACUCCCAGGACCACCCAGAGGUACUCCAUCUACACCCCUGAGACAGGACCCUCUUACCCCGGGAGCACCCAGAGUGUCUCCAUCCCCACCAUCGUGACAGGUUCCUCCUCUCCCGGGACUACUUAUAGGCUCCCCUCCACUCAGAAACCUCUCACCUCCCUCAGUACCACAGAAAAAAUCACUCUCCCCAUCACUGAGACAGGUCCCUCUUCUCCCGGGACCACCCAGAGGCUCUCUAUCACCACCUCUGUGACAGGUCCCUCCUUUCCUUGGACUACUCAUAGGGUCCCCACCACUCAGACACCUCUUGCCUCCCACAGCACCACUGAGAAGGUCACUGUCCCCACCCCUGUGACAGGUCCUUCUUCCCCCGGGACCACCCAGCGGUUCUCCAUCUCCACCACUGAGACAGGUCCCUCCUCCCCUGGGAUCACCCAGAGCUUCUCCAUCCCCACCACUGUGACAGGUCCCUCUACUCCCAGGACUACUCAGAGGGUCUCCAUCCCCACCACUGAGACAGGUCCCUCCUCUCCCGGGACUACUCAGAGAGUCCCCACCACUCAGACACCUCUCACCUCCCACAGCACCACGGAGAAGGUCACUGUCCCCACUCCUGUGACAGGUCCUUCUUCCCCCGGGACCACCCAGCUCUACUCCAUCUCCAUCACUGGGACUGGUCUCUCCUCCCCUGGGACCACUCAGAGGCUCUCUAUCCCCACCCCUGAGACAAGUCCCUCCUCUCCCUGGACUACUCAUCGGGUCCCCACCACGCAGACACCUCUCACCUCCCUCAGCACCACGGAGAAGAUCACUGUCCCCACCAGCCAGACAGGUCCCUUCUCUCCUGGGACCACUGAGGUGACAGUCCCCACCACUGUGGCACGUCCCUUUUCUUCCAGGACCACUGAGGUGACUCUCCCCACCUCUGUGACAGGUCCCUCCUCUCCUGGGACUACUCGUCGGGUCCCCACUACUCAGACACCUCUCGCCUCCCUCAGCACCACAGAGAAGGUCACUGUUCCCACCACUGUGACAGGUCCCUCCUCCUCUGGGACCACUGAGAGAGUCUCUGUCACCAGUCCUUCCUCCCCCUUGGGAACCCAGACCACAACUGUCAAGCCAGGCACGCCCAGUGUCUCCCCAGCCGCCUCCCUGGUGACCUCCCGCAUAUGGACCACCCCAGCCAUCUCCAGCAGCUUGCCACAGUUCAGCGUGUCCACCACAGCUCCCUCCAUCCUCACCACCCUCAGGCCCACCGCCUUUUCCAGCCCACCCAUCUCUACCACAGCCUGCUUCUGCCAGGCAUUUGGACGGCUCUUCUUACCUGGGGACGUCAUCUACAAUAAGACGGACAGCGCCGGCUGCCAGUUCUAUGCCAUCUGCAACCAGCACUGUGACAUUGACCGCUUCCCAGGUGCUUGCCCCACCUCUUCACCCCUGGAGACCUCGAAGACCCCGGCACCACCGACCUCCCAGCCUCCCGGCUGCGACCUCAUCUUCCCUCCCCGACAGGUGAACGAGUCCUGGACCCUGGAGGACUGCACGGUGGCCAGGUGUGAGGGCAAGAACCGCAUCAUCCUGCUGGGGCCGCAGCCGGUGGCCAACAUCACCUGCGUGAACGGGCAUCUGCCCGUCAAAGUGUGGAGCGAGAAGGAGCGGUGCGCCUACCGCCUGGAGUGCGAGUGCUCCUGCAGCGGCUGGGGGGACUCCCACUACACAACGUUCGAUGGCACCUCUUACUCCUUCUGGGACAACUGCACCCACGUGCUCAUGAGAGAGAUCCGCCCACGCGACGGGAACCUCAGCAUCUACAUCAACAACUACUACUGCGGGGCCGCCGCAGCCACCGCCCACUGCCCCCGCGCCCUCAUUGUCCACUACGAGUCCAUGAAGAUCAUCCUCACCACCACCACGGCCGCCAACGGGCAGGAGAAGAGCCUGAUCCUCUUUGACCAAAGGCCGGUGGGUGAGGGCUUCAGCAAGAAUGGCGUGAACGUGUCGGUGACGGGGACCACCAUGAUGCGCAUUGACAUUCCUGCCAUCGGCGUGAGCAUCACCUUUGACGGGCGCGUCUUCCAGGCCCAGCUCUCCUACAGCCACUUCAACCACAACACUGAGGGCCUGUGCGGCACCUGCACCAACAGCCAGACAGAUGACUGCCGCCGGUCAGACGGCACUGUGGCCCCCACCUGCAAGGACAUGGCCAGCUCCUGGCUGAUCCCCGACAGCAGCAAGGAGAGCUGCCGGGCAGCGCCCCCGCCCACCAGCCCCCCGCCCUCCACACCUACCAUGUCUGCCUCCACCACGUGCCCCCCAGCGCCCCUCUGCACACUGAUGCUGAGCCAGGUCUUCGCUGAGUGCCACGGCCUCAUCCCUCCUGGCCCGUUCUUCAGCACCUGCAUCAGCGACCACUGCCAGGCCAGCGACCCCUGCCAGAGCCUGGAGGCCUACGCGGUGCUCUGUCGUGCCCGGGGCGUGUGCAGCAACUGGCGCAAUGCCACCGGCGGGCUGUGCGAACUCACCUGCCCACCUGCCAAGGUGUACAAGCCGUGUGGCCCUGCGCAGGCCGAGUCCUGUGACUCCAGGAGCCAGAGCCCAGUGAACAAGAGGCUGGCGGAGGGCUGCUUCUGUCCAGAUGGCCACAUCCUCUUCAACUCCUACACGGACGUCUGUGUGCCCCAGUGCUCCUGCGUGGGACCAGAUGGGUUUCCCAAACUCCCCGGAGAGCAGUGGGUCAGCAACUGCCAGGACUGCGUGUGCGACAAGGGCUCCGUGUCGGUACAGUGUGUCCCCGUGCAGUGCAAGGCCCAGGACCAGCCCCCGCAGUGCAGCCAGGCCGGCUUUGUGACCAUGACCAGGCCCCUGGCGGACAACCCCUGCUGCCAGGAGACGCUGUGCGUCUGCAACGUGACCACUUGCCCCCGGAGGCCACCCACAUGUGGGCCGAGAGAGGAGCUGACCAGCACCCAGAAUGAAGGCGACUGCUGCCCCACCUUCCACUGCCGACCUAAGCUGUGCACCUACAACGGCACCUUCUAUGGGGUUGGUGCAACCUUCCCAGGGGUCAAGCCCUGCCACACAUGCACCUGCCUGUCCACGGACACACAGAACCUGACUGUGCAGUGUGAGGAGAACGCCUGCAACACCCCCUGCCCCCAGGGCUUCGAGCACUCGAAGGUGGCGGGGCAGUGCUGCGGGGAAUGCGUGCAGACGGCCUGCCUCACGCCUGACGGCAGGCUGGUCCAGCCCAACGAGACCUGGGUCAGCAGCCCCGUGGACAACUGCACCGAGUACCGCUGCCAGGAGACGAACGGGCUCCACGUGCUGAUCCUGAGGCCCGCGCCCUGCCCGGAAGUGUCCAGCUGCAUGGGCGUCCUCCGGAAGAGCGGCUGCUGCUACUCCUGCGAGGAAGAGUUACACUCCUGCCGCGUCCGCGUCAACAGAACGGUGCUGCGGCUCGGGGACUGCACCAGCGGGGCGCCCGUCAACGUCUCCUCCUGCGAGGGCUCCUGCCCGGGCGUGUCCGCGUACUCCCUGGAGGCCCAGGCCAUGCAGCGCCGGUGCACCUGCUGCCAGGAGACCAGGGCCCACGAGGAGGCGGUGACCCUGCAGUGUCCCAACGGGACAGCUGUCCAGCACACCUACAUCCACGUGGACGCGUGCAGCUGCACCCCGUCCUGCGCCCCCUCGCCCGAGGCUCCCGAGGACAGCACCCCCAUCCACCUGCUCUAGGGGACCACCACUGUCUGUCGCCAGAGUGCCCCCGUCCCACACGCCCUCCCCGUCUGGAGCCAGAACUUGCACCACCCAACCACGGAAACCUCGCGGGGCCUGCUCCAGGAGCCCACGCACACCUUCUGUGACUCCCACUGCCCCGCCCACCUUCCACUUGCCCCCAGGUGAAACCUGUGCGCUGGAGGGGGACAGCGCAGCCAGAGUCUGCUUGAGGAGGGCGCCAGCCGGGGGCCCUGCCCUGGGAGCCCCUCCGCCUGGUCUUGGUCACCUGCCCAGUCAUCAGGGCCUGCCCCUCAGCAGAAACGCAAGCGCCCACUCGGCCCAGACUCACCCCUUCCUGGUGUCAGAGGGACGCCCUGGAGCAAAACCGCAUAUCUAUCGCUGUGCUGCUCCCCACUGCAGCCCCCACCACUCCUUGAAGCCCCAUGGGGCACAAAUUCCCGCUGGCCACCUCCCGCAGCAGACUGCAGACUGAGGCCUAUCCAGGCAAGGCCGGCUGCCUCCAAGAGGCGGCGUCAGGUAGAGUGGCUGCCUGCCCACGUCUGGACCUGGACCUGAGGCUUCGAUGGCCGAGGUGUGGGCGGGGAGGGGUCGGCACCCCGCAGCACCCCCUCCUCUCACCCAGCCCCAAUCUAGCAAAUAAAUGCUGAGCACUGUGUACA
Diceros bicornis minor is the source of this 19349-nucleotide messenger RNA. It is a transcript of the gene MUC5B, whose product is annotated as mucin 5B, oligomeric mucus/gel-forming. The coding region runs from base 1 to 18684 and encodes 6227 amino acids. The transcript has 53 exons. The record is from RefSeq and is a predicted model, not a curated record. Gene Ontology annotation, cellular component: extracellular matrix. NCBI's taxonomy places the organism in Eukaryota, Metazoa, Chordata, Mammalia, Perissodactyla, Rhinocerotidae. Gene Ontology annotation, molecular function: protein binding.